Haliaeetus leucocephalus (bald eagle) is the source of this 1844-nucleotide messenger RNA. It is a transcript of the gene TMOD3, whose product is annotated as tropomodulin 3 (ubiquitous). The coding region runs from base 117 to 1172 and encodes 351 amino acids. Gene Ontology annotation, biological process: pointed-end actin filament capping; muscle contraction; myofibril assembly. Gene Ontology annotation, cellular component: myofibril; striated muscle thin filament. Gene Ontology annotation, molecular function: tropomyosin binding. The record is from RefSeq and is a predicted model, not a curated record. The transcript is spliced from 10 exons. NCBI's taxonomy places the organism in Eukaryota, Metazoa, Chordata, Aves, Accipitriformes, Accipitridae.
GGAUUGACUGGAGUGCUGCUACUUAGGAGCUGUAUUUCCUAAGCCUUUCAUCAAGAUCUGGUUAAGAAUAAAACUUGGAUUUUGAAGUGUUUGAGCAACUUGCUACUGCCCAAGUCAUGACACUCCCAUUUCGAAAGGACUUGGACAAGUACAAAGAUCUUGAUGAGGAUGAAAUUCUUGGCAAACUUUCGGAAGAAGAACUGAAACAACUGGAAACUGUUUUGGAUGAUCUUGACCCUGAGAACGCACUUCUCCCUGCAGGCUUCCGACAGAAAGACCAGACUGCUAAAAAGGCUUCAGGUCCCUUCGACAGGGAACGACUCCUGGCAUAUUUAGAGAAGCAGGCUCUUGAGCACAAAGACAGGGAAGACUAUGUGCCUUUUACAAGAGAAAAGAAAGGGAAAAUAUUUAUCCCCAAGCAAAAGCCUGUACAGUCUUACACAGAAGAAAAAUUCUCUCUUGAUCCAGAACUGGAGGAAGCCUUGACCAGUGCCACAGACACAGAAUUAGGUGACCUUGCAGCUAUACUGGGAAUGUCCAACUUGAUAACAAACAAUCAGUUCUGUGAUGUAGUAGGAAGCAGUAAUGGGGUUGACAAAGACAGCUUCUCAAAUAUAGUAAAAGGUGAAAAAAUGUUGCCUGUUUUUGAUGAACCACCAAAUCCCACGAAUGUGGAGGAGACACUGCAAAGGAUUAAAGAGAACGAUUCUCGUCUUGUUGAAGUUAAUUUAAAUAACAUUAAGAACAUACCAAUUCCAACGCUGAAAGAAUUUGCAAAAGCCUUAGAAACCAACACGCAUGUGAAGAAUUUUAGCCUUGCAGCCACCCGAAGCAAUGAUCCUGUUGCUGUUGCUCUUGCAGAUAUGCUGAGAGUAAACACAAAAUUGAAAAGUUUAAACAUAGAAUCAAAUUUCAUCACUGGAGUUGGAAUUUUGGCACUGGUUGAUGCACUGAAAGAUAAUGAAACAUUGACAGAGAUCAAAAUUGAUAAUCAGAGGCAGCAGCUGGGCACAGUUGCAGAAGUAGAAAUUGCCAAGAUGCUUGAAGAAAACACCAAGAUCCUCAAAUUUGGAUACCAUUUCACACAACAGGGACCUCGAGCCAGGGCAGCUGCAGCUAUCACAAAAAAUAAUGAUUUGGUUCGCAAGAGAAGGGUUGAAGGAGACAACUAGCAAAUCUUAUUGUCAAAACUAUGUGGAGAUUUCAAGGGUUGUCAAGGCACGCUCAUCAUCGUGGGCUUUGGCAAUCUUGGACUACAUUUACCUGGGUUAGAAGGGAAAAGACUGGAAACCCCAUUCCUUUUAAAGCAAAGCUAUAUUAAUAAUCUUUUGGUAUGCAUCACGUUUUUCAGAUUGAGACACAGUAACUGUACCAGUCUCUGUACCAUAGUUUUUGAUUGUUUUUUUUUUUAAGAACUUUUUUGUAUUCAAGACUUUGGCUGUACUUUCUACUAAAAAUGUAAUUGCAAAUCAAUGGUAUAAUUGUCUGUAGGUAAAGAAUGGGACAUUCAAGAUCAUUGGGCAGAUAAUGACGCAAUUGAAAUGUUUGUUACAAAAUCUGGGGGUGCUUAUUUACAUGGAGGGGUGUGUAUAUUCUUGAAAACAAUGUAUUAGUGAAAAGGGAUUCUUCACACAACAGUUGGACUCAUUGUGUAGAGCUGUUCAGCCUUGUUCAUAUGCACUGAAGAGAAAUCUUUCACAGCUAUCUUAUUUGUAAGUCUACUUUUUUUUAUUUUUUUAGUAGUUCUUGAUACUGUGAUUAAGUUUAAAGACAUCCCUUUAAACCAAACAAAAAUAAAUUGGCUAAGGACUUCUCCCAAGAGAUUUGAGGGACUAAUAAAGAAG